Molecule: messenger RNA, 700 nt
Organism: Mercurialis annua (annual mercury)
Lineage: Eukaryota; Viridiplantae; Streptophyta; Magnoliopsida; Malpighiales; Euphorbiaceae
Product: 40S ribosomal protein S19-3-like
Exons: 4
Coding region: 88-519 (143 amino acids)
Biological process (GO): ribosomal small subunit assembly; translation
Cellular component (GO): cytosolic small ribosomal subunit; ribosome
Molecular function (GO): RNA binding; structural constituent of ribosome
Source: RefSeq, a predicted model, not a curated record
ACUACAAACCCUAGCUGAGAGACUCGCACACAGAGGCUUUACAAAAGCGUAAAUUGAGAGCUCUCUUGAUUACCUGCAAAACCAAAAAUGGCGACAGCUAAAACUGUGAAGGACGUGUCACCUCAUGAAUUCGUCAAGGCUUACGCUGCCCAUCUCAAGCGAUCCGGCAAGAUUGAGUUGCCCCCAUGGACUGAUAUUGUGAAGACUGGUACACUUAAGGAGCUUGCUCCUUAUGACCCUGAUUGGUAUUACGUGAGAGCUGCUUCUAUGGCAAGAAAGAUUUACUUGAGGGGAGGCCUUGGUGUCGGUGCUUUCCGUAGGAUCUAUGGUGGAAGCAAGAGGAACGGGAGUCGCCCACCCCAUUUUGGCAAGAGCAGUGGUUCCGUUGCUCGUCACAUUCUUCAACAAUUGCAGAACAUGAGCAUUGUCGACAUUGACCCAAAGGGUGGAAGGAGAAUCACUUCAAGCGGUCAAAGAGACCUCGACCAAGUGGCCGGACGUAUUGUGGUUGCUCCAUGAUCAAUCAACGUUGUGAUUUGCUAAAGAAUAUUAGUUCAUUUGGUUGUUUAGUUUACUGUUUUAGUAUGUUGGGGAGGUGUUAAUGCAGCUAUGAGAUUACUUGUUAUAUUAAAUUUUUGGUUACAAUUUUGAGACACAUUGUUCCCUUCAGUUAUCUUUCUAUUUAUGACAUUUCUCAUGA